AUGCUCUCGAACCCCAGCGAGGAUCUCGGCGACAUUGCCACUUCUCACGCCACCGCCGAGGAUGACCUCAAUCCCGUCAAUCCCAUUUUCUGCUCCCCUACUCCCCACUGCCCCUUGCGCCUGUGCGCUUCUCGAAAGCUGCACGAUUGCCGGGAGAUUACCGUUGCUAAUGUUGUCCACGGCAUUGCCUACACCGCCGGACGUGAGGAUGCCCGAGAACCCCAGAUCUUUGAGUUUGUGCAGGAGCUGAGCGCCAUCUUUGUCGAGUUCGUAGCGGCACAGGCGCUCCUCGACGAAGUCCACGAAACUCUCCCCAACGAACCAAGCGACAACAACAAAUAUGUGCUCGGACGUAUGGGCCGCUUCAACGUUGCGAUAGCUUGUCUGGGUCCCAUGGGCAUGAACAGUGCCGCAGCCGUCUCGAACAACAUGGUACGGACCUUCCCGUCGAUGCGACUACAGCUUGUCGUUGGCGUUGCUGGCGGGGUACCGACGCUCAAGAACGAUAUCCGGCUUGGUGAUGUCGUCUUCGGUUCAAAGGUGGUCCAGUACGACCUCGGCAAGACCGUCCGCAACGAGGAAUUCCAGAGCACAGCGACCGUCUACACACCACCGAAUAGAAUCCAGAUAGUCCUGAAUGCCCUUAGAGCAGAAUACGCUCUGAGGGGGAAUCAAGUCUCUGCGAUGCUUGACGACAUGCUCGACCGCAAUCCACGCAUGGCCAAGUACGCGACAUGUAAUCACUUGGACGACGAUCUCUACGAAAAUGAUUACGAACAUCCCGAUGAUCGCGUCGACCGUACACCACGGAUACAUUUCGGAGCCAUCACCUCUGGAAAUCGAGUUGUCAAGAAUGCGCUGCGCCGCGACGAACUCGGACAACGAUAUAAUGCCCUCUGUCUUGAGAUGGAAGGUGCUGCUUUGCAGGGAAACGACCUUCCCUUCCUCGUGAUUCGGGGCAUCUGCGACUACGCCGACUCGCACAAGAACAAACAAUGGCAACCCUAUGCUGCGGCAGUUGCUGCGGCUUGCGCCAAAGAGUUUGUGUCAUUCCUACAGCCAGAUUUGAAUUCUAAGCCCAAGCAGUCGCCCGCACUCAGCCAGUGUCUGCCAGAGACAAACCUGGAUGAGCAGAAAAAAAAGCUCCAGAAGCUCAUGAAGUCUCUAAGUUUCGAACAGAUCGAUGCCCGGCAAGCAAAUAUCAAAAUUGCCCAUGCCAGAACCUGCAAAUGGUUGCUCGAGAAGAAAGAGUUCCAGGAAUGGCUGUAUGACGACAGUCUUGACAGAGGUCGUCGCUUACUGUGGAUCAAAGGAAAGCCCGGUGCAGGCAAGUCAACGAUCAUGAAGUUUGCUCUCAACCAUUUCUACCAGCAGAAGAACAAGAAGCAGCAAGUUGUGAUUUCGUUCUUCUUCAACGCGCGAGGAGAUCAGAUGGAAAAGACUGUACAGGGAAUGUAUCAGUCAUUGGUCUUGCAACUUCUCACUCAACGACCACAUUUGAGAUCCAUCUUGGAGUCUAUGCAGACCAGAGGAACACCAACGACCUGGACCGUUGUGGUCUUGCAGCAACUGCUUUGUCAGGCUAUCCAGAUGCUUGAACAGGACACCCUUGUAUGCUUCAUCGACGCGCUGGACGAGUGCCAUCCGGAUGAAAUCCGAGACAUGGUACAUUUUUUCGAAGAUCUUGGGAAUAUCGACAUCAACCCAGGGCUGGUACUACAUGUCUGCUUCGCUAGUAGGCACUACCCUCAUAUCACGGUUCGAGGGGCGCUCGAACUAAUCCUCGACGGUCAAGAGGGACACGAACAGGACAUUUCCGACUAUAUCAAGGAUAAGCUUAAUAUCGGUACAGGCAAGACCGUUCAGGAUAUCUCUAGCCAAAUUCAAGCAAAGGCUGGCAGUGUUUUCAUGUGGGUAGUCCUGGUUGUCAAGAUUCUGAACGAACAAUCCGAUUCAGGCCUUCAUCCUGCAGCACUGCGAAAAGAACUUGACAGGAUCCCCCAAGAUCUGCAUGCACUAUUCCGAGACAUCUUGCAACGGGACACAAAAAACCGCAGCAAUCUUCUGUUAUGUAUCCAGUGGGUGCUAUUCGCUCAACGGCCACUUACGCCCGAGGAGACAUAUCUGGCGAUACACUCAGGUUUGGGUGCCACAGAUAUAAUAUCUUCAAAAUGGGAUACUGAAGAGAUCACACAAGAAAGACUCCGUUUAUUUCUACUCUCUUCUUCUAAGGGUCUCGUGGAGAUCACGAAAACUGCGAAGCCAACAGUACAAUUCAUACACGAGUCGGUCAGCGAUUUUCUUCGUGAAGGAGAUGGCCUGCGCGAUGUGUGGCCGGACAUAGGCCCACGUUUCGAAGCGCUGAGCCACGAUGCGCUCAAGUCCUGUUGUUUGCACUACCUCAUCAGUGUGCACAAAACAUCUGUCCUUUCGAAAUACUCAAUGAGGCUUCAUAGGAUCUUUCGCAAAUGGCUCACAGAAAGACACCCACUUAUAAGUUACGCUGUAGACAACGUACUCUGGCAUGCUGAGCAAGCCCAGUCAUCUGGUCUUACGCAGAAUGACUUUGUGCGCAGCUUCAGAAAACAAGUCCAGCGAUGGAAGGAGCUUUGCAACGCCACCACAGAGGAGUACCAGAUUCGUCAGUACUUCUCGGAUGUCAGCCUACUUUACCUCUUCGCAGAGAGAGAUCUUGCAAACCUUGUUGGCUUAUUGCCAUAUCGCUCGUCCUGCUUGAUCGCUGAGCAGGCACGUUAUGGUUCUCCUCUCCUUGCAGCCCUUGCAACACAAAGCUUCCAGGUCGUACGUCUUUUUCUCGAUGCUUUCCGGGCCAGUGGCAGAACGCCAUUAUCCCUUGCAGCAGAGAUUGGGAACCUCUUAAUCGCGCACCUUCUGAUCGAGAGUGGCGCGACACUUGACCUCGCGGAUCAUAAUGGCAGAACGCCAUUGUCCUUUGCGGUGGCGAGAGGGGUCUCGUCAAUCGCCCGGCUCCUGAUCGAGUCUGGGGCGAGGCUUGACCUCGCGGAUCAUAAUGGCAGAACGCCAUUGUCCCUGGCAGCAGGGAGUGGGGACUCCUUAAUCAUGCAACAUCUGAUCGAGGGUGGCGCGUCACUUGACCUCGCGGAUCACAAUGGCAGAACGCCGUUGUCCUUCGCAGCAGAGAUUGUGGACGUCGGAAUCGUGCAGCUUCUGCUUCGCUACGGGGUGCUGGAUCUUGAAAACGUGAUUCUGAAGACACUUCUAGAACACGGCGCGACCGUGGACGCUAGAUCUCACGAGGGCCGAACGCCAUUAAGCAUUUUGGCACGUUGUUGUCACAGCUCGGACUUGUCGAUAGUGGAAGCAAUGAUCGAGCACGGGGCCGCGGUUGAUUCUCAGGACGCUGAGAACAUGACGCCACUUGACUAUGCAGCUGCGAACUCAAACGUCGCUGGCUUACGAGAUCGUCUCUUGUCGAUAGUUGCAGAGGUUGCUGCAAGACGCUCAAAGUGUAGUGAGAACCAAGGGCAGUGA
Messenger RNA from Microdochium trichocladiopsis, 3513 nucleotides. RefSeq lists its product as uncharacterized. Gene Ontology annotation, molecular function: catalytic activity; protein binding. NCBI's taxonomy places the organism in Eukaryota, Fungi, Ascomycota, Sordariomycetes, Xylariales, Microdochiaceae. The coding region runs from base 1 to 3513 and encodes 1170 amino acids. Gene Ontology annotation, biological process: nucleoside metabolic process. The transcript has 6 exons. The record is from RefSeq and is a predicted model, not a curated record.